CGGUUAAAUUAACACAAUCCAUACAAUUAGCUCGCGGUUUCGCAAUAAAAUCAGUUUACAUUAUUAUAAACUAUCGUUAGUCACAAUAAUAUGGGCGAUUUCUUCAAGUCGCUGAACUUCAACUAUUUUAACACCACCACAUCGAGCUCAGACGAUGCAGGUGGCAGCGGAGGAGGAGGAGGUGCUAGCAGUGCCACAGUCAACAGUGGCAGCCUGGACAAUGAUUACGUUGGCCAAUUCGUGGAAAUAUCUGGCCAAAAGCUGCGCACGAAAUGUGUCAUAGCCGAAGGCGGGUAUGCCUUUGUUUAUGUCGCACAAGAUGUAAAAACUGGCGCUGAAUACGCCCUCAAGCGCUUGAUCGCCGCCGAUCAGUCGGCCUGUCGUGCCAUCAACAACGAGAUUAGCGUGCACAAGCAACUAUCCGGACAUGGCAACAUUGUCACAUGCAUCGGCUCCAACUGCAUCGCCCCAACGCCGCCACAGGGUGCCCAAUUCUUGCUGCUGACUGAACUGUGCAAGGGCGGCUCGUUGGUGGACUGCUUUAGAGUGGACAAUACAUCACUCGAUCCACCCGUCAUCCUGCGCAUCUUCUAUCAAAUGGCCCGUGCCGUUGCCCACAUGCACACACAAUCACCGCCGAUAGCACAUCGUGAUAUAAAGAUUGAAAAUUUUCUAAUUGGCAAUGAUAAGCAAAUUAAACUUUGCGACUUUGGCUCGGCCAGCAAGGAGUUGCUUGAGCCCACGUUUGAAUGGAGCGCACAUCAACGGAACAUGCUCGAGGAUCAGCUCAAUACAGUCACAACACCCAUGUAUCGAGCACCUGAAAUGCUGGAUACCUGGUCGAACUAUCCAAUCGGUCCAAAGGCCGAUAUUUGGGCAUUAGGCUGCAUAUUGUAUUUCCUGUGCUAUCAGAAGCAUCCCUAUGAAGAUGGUGGCAAGCUGCGGAUUAUCAAUGCCAACUAUAUGCUACCGCCAGAUUCUCGGUAUCAUUGCUUUCGUGAAAUUAUAAAAGGGUGCUUUAAAGUGAAUCCGGCUGAGCGUUUUGACAUCUCAAUGGUACUGGAGCGCUUGGCAGCCGUUGCCGAGACGAACAACUGGUCGCUAAAGGGACCGUUGGAUUUGCGCGGCCUGCCGAUAGAAACGUCGCCAGCUGAGAGCCCAGCGAGAAGCCUGCCCGAAACGAGCAAUUCAGAAUUCUAUUGCGACAAUCCAAAUCCGACGGCGACUCCCAUGCCGUCUGCGGCUAUGCCACAAACUACUGCAAGUGCUGCGACCAGCCAUGGCAAUGGUAGCCUCUUUUCUUCACUGCGGGGCGGGGCCGGCACCCUGUUCAAGAACCUGAAGGACACCUCGACCAAGGUGAUGCAAACGAUGCAGCAAUCAAUUGCACGCAACGAUCUGGACAUUAGUCACAUCACGUCACGCAUCCUGGUCAUGCCCUGUCCAUCCGAUGGCUUUGAGUCCACAUACAAAACAAACAACAUUGAGGAUGUGCGUUUGUCGUUGGAGAGUCGAUUCUCACCGCAAAAGAUAAGCAUUUAUAAUUUUGGUUCCCGAACUGUGCCGCGUCUGCCGCCGCCUGUGCGUACUGUUGAGGCUGGCUCCGUGUACGGUUGCCCGCAGGCGCAUGCGCCCAAUCUUCAGGGUCUCUUCACUGUGUCAGCGGACAUGUACAACUUCCUCAAUGCAGAUCCCAAAUCUGUUGUGAUUGUCCAAACCGGUGACUCUGGCGGCUGCACAGCUGCCACUGUCAUUUGUGCCCUACUCAUGUACGCCGGUCUGCUGCACGAACCCGAGGAUGCGGUGCAGGUGUUUGCUGUUAAGCGACACACCAUCAAUUUGCGGGCCUCUGAGUUUCGUUAUCUCUACUAUUUUGGCGACAUACUGCGUCCGAUUCCACUGCUGCCGCACUACAAGAACUUCAAUCUUGUUUCCCUCAGCUGUCAGCCGGUGCCACGCAUGACCAAAGCUCGCGAUGGAUGCCGCAUUUAUAUGGAGGUUUAUUGCAACGAGAAAAUGUUGCUUUCGACGUUGCAAGAUUACGAAAAAAUGCGGCUGCAUCUCGCUGGACCCGGAAAAAUUGUACUGCCCAUUAACUUAACGGUUUGCGGAGAUUUGACCAUUGUAUUGUACCAUGCGCGCAACGCCCUGAAGGGUAUGGUGCGUCCACAGGGGCUGAAGAUUUGCCAGUUUCAGAUCAAUACGGGCUUUGUACCCGAGCCAGAAACUCUGAUCACCUUCAAUGCUCUUGAUCUUGAUGAUUUGCCGGAUCCAGAGCAGGUGCCACAAAGCUUUUGUGUGUCGCUAUCGUUGAGCGUAACGGAAACAGAAACUCCGCCCAGCCACAAGCCACCAUGGCUUCCAGCCAAAUCCAAGCGCGCUGCCCAAAAUCUCUUUAGCUCCGAUUUGGAGUAUGUCGAGAUGCUGGAUAAUUUUGUAACUAAGCCUAGUUUGCGAUCCUCACCGACGCCACAAGUUAAGAAGCCCGAACGUUCGAACUCUCCGCUGGUGCUACCGGAUGUCACUGAAAUUGCUCAUGAUGCACCGGCAACCAUGCCGGAGCCCUCACCGCCCAUAGAUUUGCUCAAUUUGAAUCAGCAACCCAGUGCUGGCGCCGCAUCUGCUGCUUCUGAUCCGCUGGCCAGCGCCAUGCCCAGCUCGGAUGCCAGCUUCGAUCUGUUAGGCGCUUUUGGGGAUGAUGAUUCCACAGGCAUUGGAUCGGCACCCAUACCGGAUGUGCUGCCACCACCGCACGCGGGACCCCAGCCCAAAAUUAAUGCUGAUCUCUUUGACAUAUUUGGCUCUAUUGAUCAGAGCGGCGGUAUGGGCACCCCAAAUCUGAAACCAACAACUGGCGCAAACCGGCCGCCAUUUGUAAGCGCAGUACCCACCUUUGUGACCACGCCAGCUGCACCCACAAAGGAACCAUCACCCACGCAACCCCAAAAACCAUUAGAUCCGUUUGCUGACAUUGCCAACCUGGCAUCAGAUCUAAAUAUUAACUUUAACCGGAGCACACUUGGUGCCAAAUCGGCGGGCAGCACGCCCGUUGGCCACAGUCCACAGACAACGCAGUUUUCCAGUCCCACGCACAAGACGACACCAAGUCAACCACAGACUCAGCCUCAGGCACAGCCAAAACCUCAGCCGCAGGCACAGGCACAGCCCGCAUUUGCCAGGACGCCUCCGCAGCCGCAAUCACAAUCACAAGGGGCAUCCUCUCGACCUGACUACAGCCGCACCCACUUCGAUGCGCCGAAAACAUCGCAACAGUCGGGUGCUGGUGGCACGAAGAGUUCAGACAUUUUUGGUGAUAUUCUCGGACAGCAAGGCUACUCAUUUGGAAGCAAAAUGCAUCAUGGUCCGCGUUCCAUCAAUGAAAUGCGCAAGGAGGAGCUGGUCAAAGAUAUGGAUCCCAAGAAAGUGAUCAUAAUGGAAUGGACCGAUGGCAAGAAGAACAAUAUACGCGCCCUGCUCUGCUCCAUGCACACGGUGCUCUGGGAGAAUGCCAAGUGGAAACGCUGCGAAAUGUCAACCAUGGUCACUCCGGCUGAGGUUAAGAAGGCCUAUCGACGCGCCUGUCUAGCCGUGCAUCCGGAUAAGCAUAAUGGCACCGAGCACGAAGAAAUCGCCAAACUCAUAUUUAUGGAAUUAAAUAAUGCUUGGACGGAUUUCGAGAACGAUGCCACACAGCAAAACAUGUUCAAUGCUUAAAUUGUGUCCUAAAGCUAUGUGUAACCAUAUAUAGUACAUAUAUAUUAUAUAGUUUUAAAUUUC
Messenger RNA from Drosophila grimshawi, 3777 nucleotides. RefSeq names its product cyclin-G-associated kinase (gene aux). The coding region runs from base 91 to 3714 and encodes 1207 amino acids. The transcript is spliced from 9 exons. Gene Ontology annotation, cellular component: cytoplasm. NCBI's taxonomy places the organism in Eukaryota, Metazoa, Arthropoda, Insecta, Diptera, Drosophilidae. Gene Ontology annotation, molecular function: AP-2 adaptor complex binding; ATP binding; protein serine/threonine kinase activity. The record is from RefSeq and is a predicted model, not a curated record. Gene Ontology annotation, biological process: positive regulation of Notch signaling pathway; regulation of clathrin-dependent endocytosis; protein phosphorylation.